Molecule: messenger RNA, 1127 nt
Organism: Alosa alosa (allis shad)
Lineage: Eukaryota; Metazoa; Chordata; Actinopteri; Clupeiformes; Clupeidae
Gene: kcnj13
Product: potassium inwardly rectifying channel subfamily J member 13
Exons: 6
Coding region: 48-1127 (359 amino acids)
Biological process (GO): regulation of monoatomic ion transmembrane transport; potassium ion import across plasma membrane
Cellular component (GO): plasma membrane
Molecular function (GO): inward rectifier potassium channel activity
Source: RefSeq, a predicted model, not a curated record
AUCCACAGAGGGACUUCUCAUCGCAUCGAGACAGGAGAUCUGUUGCCAUGACAGUCGACACGAAGGCUCCUCUGAUGCCGUCCAUCCAGCGAAUGGUCAGUAAAGAUGGGCGGUUCCUCUACCAAGUCCCCGCCCCCACCAGCCAAACAAGGGCGUGGCUUAAAGUGCGGCGAGACCUCAUGGGGGUGUGGCUUAAUCUCCGCUGGAGAUGGGUCAUCCUCAUCUUCUGCUGUGCGUUCCUGCUGCAGUGGCUGGUAUUCGCUACUCUGUGGUAUGUGUUGGUGUGGAACAGCGGUGGUCUGGACAGAGCAGAAGCUUUUGACCCUCUGACAGGAGACCUCGGGGACAUGCCCUGUGUCCUGAACCUCAACAGCUUCAGUGGGGCCUUCUCGUUUGCCGUGGAGACGCAUCUGACCAUUGGCUACGGAACUGUGUACCCCAACCCCAACUGCCAACACACCGUCCUGCUGCUCACCGUGCAAAUGCUGGUAGCUCUGGUGACUGACGCUAUCACCAUAGGUGCGUUGGUGGCCAAGUUCAGCCGUCCAGGCAAGCGGUGCGAGGAGCUGGUGUUCAGUCGCCAGGCGUGUGUGUGUGAGCUGGACGGCGAGGUGUGUGUGGUGUUCCGUGUGUGUAACACCACGGGCCUCCCGCUGCAGAACGUGUGUGUGAGCGCCGUGCUGCUGGAACGAGACCAACACACACACAGCGUGCGGCAGACCGAGCUGGACUUCCGGGUGCCGGGCAUGGGGUCGCGACCUUGCCCCCUCUUCCUGUCACCUCUGACCUUUGGCCACCCCCUGACCCCCAGCAGUCGCCUGGGACAAGCGCUGACCUCCAGCAGCCAAUCACAGUUCGAGCUGGUGGUGUUCCUGUCCGCCUCCCAGGAGACAGGCUCCACCCACCAGCGGCGCACGUCCUACCUGCCCACGGAGAUCCUGCACGGCCGCCGCUUCGCCACGGAGACCGCUCACCGCUGCCAUGACAACCACUGCUUCCAAACACUGCCCUGGACACCAGAGCCCACACUGGCCACUGCAGCAGAGCCGGCUCAGGAACAGCACGAGGGUGUGGAAGAGAGUGUGUGUGAGAGCGGGAGUGUGUGUGAGCAGGGUGCGGGAGGCUGA